This is a messenger RNA of Salmo salar (Atlantic salmon), 2076 nucleotides long. The record is from RefSeq and is a predicted model, not a curated record. NCBI's taxonomy places the organism in Eukaryota, Metazoa, Chordata, Actinopteri, Salmoniformes, Salmonidae.
CUAAGUAAAGGAAUGGAAUUAAGAAUAUAUAAAUAUAUGGAUGAGCAAUGUCAGAGCGAACGCUGUGGGAGAAAGGCAAGACUGCCAAAUGCCUGCCUGAUGCCCGUCCAAAUUUACCCACAAUCCUCAGCGUCCGUUCCCUCUCCUUUGCUCCCAGAAUGCAAAGCCUCUUAGAUGCUGGGACCCCACCACAGUUUGGCUGGGACAAAAGAAUUGUGUGAAAUACCCGGCGGGCCUGUGCUUUAUGGCUGGCAGCUUUACAUAUAAAACAGGCAGGCCUAUCUGUCUCCUCGCAGGCUGCGGCCACAAAGUCCGAAUCCCAGCUUUGAGCACUCUGAGGAUCCUCACUCUGGAGUUCUGAGGAGAGACAGAUUAACACCACCAAACACUGCUCCUAUCCUCUUGCCUGGCUGACGGAGGGAUUGGUGAGGGAGGGGGGGAAAGCUGGAUGAUAGUGUUACAGAGGAAAGUUUAUACUUGUGAAUGUCUCUGACUAACUUUCACAUGUUCUGUAGCAGAAUACCUGUCCCUUGUUUGGGGAGUUGGUUUGUUGGGGUGGAGUCACCAUCUUGCUCUUGGCAGACUGCUGCUGAAGUUGACUGCUUUGCACUUCCAUACAGUUGCUGUCCAUGGUGCUGAAUUGACCAGAGACAUAGAUAUUCAGAAUUCAGCUAACAGUCAAGUCAGAUGAGGAGAAACCUUAGAUCAGUUUAUUUGGUAAAUUUCAUACACCUGGCAUUUUGAAGCAAUAAAAUCCAGUUAUAUUUAAGUAAAGACUGACAUCUAGUGGAAGUGUCCUGCACAGACUGAAACUGAUAUAAAAGACAACUUCCACCCUACUCCUGCUCAGCAGGAAGGAGCAAAGCUCACAACAGAACAGCGCUGUAACAUUCAGCAAUUAAAUAUUCAGUGAACUGUCUUAUAGAAGGACCAAUAAACUUUGUAAACAACCAAGAAUCAAAACAACAAUUGAAGGCUAAGGAACACCGUCAUCCAAAUAUAGAUUUAGACUUUUUAAAAGUAAACCUUCGUCAAAAGACUUGAAAGUAAAGUGAAAGUAAACCUUCUGUUCCAAAGCCAUAACAGAAAGAUAAGCCGUGAGACAUGGCCUCUAAAACUUCCCUCUCCGAGGUUGAUUUCUCCUGUUCUGUGUGUCGUAACAUCUUCAAGGAUCCUGUGGUCGUGUUGUGUAGCCACAGCUUCUGUAAAGCCUGUCUGGAGGAAUACUGGAAACAGAAGACAUCUUGGGAAUGUCCAGUCUGCAGAAAGAAAUCAAUGGAAUUCCCCCCCUGUAACCUGGUUUUAAAGAACCUGUGUGAGUCCUACUUACAGGAUAGAAGCCAGAGAGCUUCAGCAGGGGCUGAGGUGCUCUGCAGUCUGCACAGUGAGAAUCUCAAGCUCUUCUGUCUGGAGGAUAAACAGCCCAUCUGUUUUGUGUGUCAAACUUCAAAAAAGCAUAAAAGCCAUGACUGCUGCCCAAUAGAUGAAGCUGUACUGGAUCAUAAGGUGGAACUCAAAACUGCACUGGAGCCCUUACAGGAGAAACUGAAGGUCUUUAGAGAAGUUAAACUGACAUGUGAUCAAACAGCCAACCACAUCAAGAGCCAGGGCCAGCACACAGAGAGGCUGAUUAAGAUGGGGUUUAAGAAGUUUCAUCAGUUUCUAUAUCAAGAAAUGAGAGCCAGGAUAGCUGCACUGAAGGAGGAAGAGGAGCAGAAGAGUCGGAUGAUGAAGAAGAUGAUUGAGGAGAUGAGCAGAGAGAUAUCAUCACUUUCAGACACAAUCAGAACCAUAGAGGAAGAGCUGGGAGCUGAGGACAUCUCAUUCCUGCAGAACUACAAGGAUACAGUGAAAAGCUCCAAGAGGAAGUUUCAUCAGUUUCUACAUGAGGAAGAGAGAGCCAGGAUAGCUGCACUGAAGGAGGAAGAGGAGCAGAAGAGUCAGAUGAUGAAGAAGAAGAUUGAGGAGAUGAGCAGAGAGUUAUCAUCACUUUCUGACACAACCAUAGAGGAAGAGCUGGGAGCUGAGGACAUCUCAUUCCUGCAGAACUACAAGGAUACAGUGAAAAGGUUCUGA